AGUGUAAGAGACUAUGUCACCAUUUGUAAACACCCAAGUUUAAACUUGAGGCACCAUUGGUUAGACUAGAUCUUCUGUUGAUUGUUGUUUGUAAUGCUAUUUUCAGUAUAGUAAGCUUGAUGGACCAGGAAUUUUCAGAAAAUACAAGGUUCUUGAAGCUGAGUGGGCGUAAGACAAACAACCUGCCACUUAAUUUUGUGACACUGCCACGUCAACACAUUUCCACCCAACCCCUACAACAGUAAAUAGUUAUUUGAAAGCCACUGCAUUGAAUGUAAGGUAGAUGUACAUCUGGCAGAUUUCCAAGAUAAACCUUCAAGUUGCAAUGUACUCAACAGAAGCCAAACUUAAUAUUGCCAGUCAUCAUGCUGAUGUGUUAAAUAUUGCUAAAUUCUACAUGCACCUACGUACAUGUUAUUGUAUGUAUACAAGUGAAGUAUAGUUUAACUAUAACAAAGUAAUCAAGAAAAUGUAGUCUGAAGUCAUAGAAGCCCUGACAUUACCAAGUAUGAUGAGGAUCUCAGUAUGUAAGUGGCUUCUUUACCGACGGACCAUGCCACUGUAUAGAGGGGUGUUUCAGGUCACCAGUCCGGGCUUUUUGCCAGAUUUUUUUUUUUUGUGUAUUGUUUGAGUGGAGACUGUGCCUUUACCACUGAAAUCAGAUUGUCACUGUCACCUGAAUAUGACCCACUACCUUGUGUUAAGAGAGAGAGUUAUUCUGACAUAAAACUGUAUCCAAUAUCAGAUUGGCUCAGGAUUUGUUGUGCUUGUUUUGGAGACCUGCCUAUGUGGGUUAUAAGAAAAAGGGUGUGACCUUUAUAUUCAACAAUACUCAGGUAAAAAUAUUUCUGUUGUAAUGUUGUCUUGGUAGAUUUCACUGUAAAUACAUGUUCUGGUAACCAUCAUAUGUGACACAUAUAUAGUACACUCUGAAUUUGUUCCAAGAUGUACUCAUGAAGAGGUGUUACUGCAUACUUUUCAAAACAACGAUAAGCAGGUAAAGUUUAAACUAGACAAUAUUGUGUACCAUUGUAUUUCGGGUUUGUCUGAACACUUUUAUCUCUGUUACAUGUAUAAUCAUUCUCUUGUUGGUACUAAUGCCACUUUACUUUAAUAACAUAUUGUCAGAGUUGUUUUUACUUUAGUUUGCAAAAAGUGAUUUUGACUUGCAUGUUUACCUUCUUCUAAAAUUCUUCUAAAAUUUGGGACAGAUAUUAGUAGUGUUGAAAAUAGAAUAUUACAUUUCUUUCCAGUCUUUUGGAAAAGUAAAGAUAUGAAUAUGUUGUUCAUUAGAUGGUCUUGCAAUGUGAGAAACAGAAACUCAAUAUUCCUGCUAGAAUUACAUAUAUGCUGGCUAAAAUAAUCAGACCAGGUGUCCCAAAUUUUAGGAGAAACAUGGUACUUGUAUUUGGGACAUAAAGAAUACGUGGAGACAAAGGUAUGAUGUAUAGAAACAUGUGUAACCUGAUUGUGCUAUUUAGUCCAUGGUGUUGUUAAUGUAUGCAGGAUUGUAGUGCUGGAAGUCUUACAUCUUCUAACAUGGAGGAGAUGAUGGAUUACUUUGAGGAGAAGGGGGAUAAACUUGACUCAUUGGACAUUUCUUCAAUAACAAACUACAUGGAAAACAACUUUGUCUCAAAAGUCACAUUUGGUGGUGUACCAAUACUUCCUCCAAUGAUGACCAAGAAACGAAGGGAAGAAAUGUUGAUGUACAAGCAACAGGCAUGCAAUGCUGAAACAAGGCUGAAUUCACGGAAAAAGGAAAAAAUUACAGAUAAGGCCCAAACCUCUCUGAAAGAUACGCAGAGUAUUAUUUGUCUGCAGAAGAGCAUGUCGUCUUCACCAGUUGAUGACAAGGUAAAAUCAAGGCAGCACAUGUCCACACACCAGCUUUCACCAGAAUGUAAAGUGGAAUCUGGAAACAAGCCUUUCCAUGGUACAGUGAGGAAUGGUCCUGUAGAGAAGAGCAUGGUUACCAGAGUCAAAGAAAAUGUAACAGUUACUGAAGAUAUGGGUACAGCCAGCAGUUCACAGGGUGAUGGGUUUCUAACUGAGUCAGCCCCAGGCUGUCUUCAUUUAGAGGAUGGGUCCUCAGGUUCUGGUGAACCAACCGUUCCUUCCUUUCUCCAGUCCCUCUCGGACUAUCAGUCUCUGGAGGAGAUGGGGUUGUCCCUGCCCACAGAGUAUGAUGGGCUACCAUUGACAUCCACGAAACAAAAACAGAUCAGUCAGUUGUUAGCCAAGCUGUCCAGAGAGCUAAACAUCAAAGACAGUUUGACAUCUACCAGUAGUAGUGCGCACAGUGAGAUGGGAACAGGAAUGUAUUUUAAUGUAACUGGAGACUUAACAUCUGAUAGCAGUGCUGUGCAGCAUGGUGACAUGGAUGCUCAUGUGGAAUUGUACUACGAUGCUUUAAAAAAAGACACCAGCCAUGACACUAUAGCCGAGGUGAUGGCAUCAUCUGUGGAAAAUCUUGCCAAUGAAAGCUCUUCAACAAUCAAGUCUGUUAUGCUUGGCAUUGUACAUGAUGAACUUUCUGUUGAUGACAAAAGCACAGACUCGAUCAGAUCUCCAAAAUCUCCUAAGAACACAGUUCACUUUGCGUCAACCGUGACAGAGAUCUAUACAGACAAUAAAUCUGGUGAGAGUUCCACCUUACAGAAAUCACUUCAGUCUGCGGGAAGCACACCUCGAUCUAGUGCAGCUGCACUCAGUGAAAGGCCCUCCUCUGAAACACUCCUAGAGCACCUUAUGGCCAGGAGGAAAGAGAUGCUAUCUGAAACUAACCAACAAAAUGUACAGGAUCAAGCACAGGAACAAAAUGACGAUACAAACCAUGAUCCACGUGAACCUGAGAGCCUAUUGAGUAAGGUUGUACUGAGUCCUGAACUGGAGUCAUCCGUCAGCUCUAGUAAGGACACACUUCUAGCAUCUGAGGGACAACAUGUGCCAUUCCAGUCUUACGCGGCUGAGGGGGAGACCUCAGAUAAGGAAAAUGAAUGCAUGGCUACCACUGAGACAAGCAGUAGUCCUCGCCAAGGCAAACCUAUGUUGUCUGUGGCCAAGGAAAGUGACAUCAUGAAGGAUCAUCGUUUUUCUCAAGGAAAAAGUUCUCCACUGACUAUUCCUAAGAACUUGGACUGUAGUAAGACUUCAGAAAAUUAUCAAGGGGGUUCACCAGUAUCUCGUCUUGAUUCCAAUCUGUCAAGGGUCAGUCUUCAUUCCUUGACAACCUCAGCUGACACUGAGACCAUAAGGGAACGUGGCAGUGUAGAGUCUAACAUGACAGGAGAUUCUGUUAGCACUAUUAAAAGUUCAAUGUUUCUUCCAGGACAAACUGUGGAAUCAAAUAUUUCUGAUCAUUAUAUAGUAGGUGCAAAUUCAUACCAGGUGCCAAAGAUGAACAUUCCUGCAACUGAUCUGUCCACAUCAAAAUCUGAUCGUGAACAGUCCAGUAUUCAAAUGAAAGAAGGCGACAGCAAGAAAUCACACACGCGUAAAGGAUCCUAUACUCUGGAACAACCAUCGCCAGCUCUUGUCCGAGCCUGUAGUAUACAGAACAUGGCUCGUGACAAGAGCCCAGAGUCCAGUACAUCUAGAGAUAGUGUUGGUCCACACCCUGCUGGGGAUCAGACUAAAACAGUGACUGUUACAUCUAUGCCUUCAGAAAGUGAUCCGCCAAGUCAGCGCAUCAACAGGAAGCUAGAUUACAGUGAGCUGGAUGAGGAGAGAGUAGACCCUGUGAGCCAGGUGGAGCUGCAAGCAGAGCGUGAGGGAAAGGAGGAGCACCUGAAUCGGUACCUGGACUCUGUCAGGCAGCAGUCCAAUGAGAUGGGCAAGUCUGAUUGGAGAAGUAUGUCGAGCUCUGGGCAGCCAGCCAGCGGGUUGAGCCAAGUACCUCCAGGUAUGUCAGACCUUCUGGAGAGCUGCGCACUUAGCUCACUGUCCAGCUUCACUUUUGAUAACAGUAAGAUAAACCACAUGUCACAAGAGGAACUGUUUGAUGUACAGACCAGUCACUUUGAUAUAAUCAGGAAGAAAAUGGUGGAGCAGCAAAAAUUACAGCUGGAGCAACUCUUUCAACAACAGCAACGGGAGCAGCUUCUUUUACAGCGAGAGAUUGAGGAACGCUGUCGUCUGAUUGGUGAACAGCAGGAGUUUCUAGGUGACCAGGGCAUUGGUGAAAGAAAAUUGCCCCAGUCUGUUGAUGAAAGAAGGAGUGUACAGCUGUCGCGUGAUCCGUCCUUAGCUCAGACAUCAAGCUCAUCUUACUCGUACAUCUCUAGUCCCAGUCUUACUAAACACCCUAGUGACAAGGACAACUCCAUUGUAAGCACCUUCAGCAGGACGACCCCCAAGCAGUCCCUGUUUGGGAAUCCUUCCUCUCCUCCCCAGCCCAGCUAUCAGCAACCUGUCAGUAAACCUGUCCUACGAUCUCCUCGCAAUGCCCCGCGUCCCAGAUCAAACAGGCGACUGGUUGUGCCUGAAAAGGUUAGUGAGACUGGGAUGAAGCAGUGUUUUGACCGAGUAUCUGCUGCUGUCAAAGGUUACUUAACCAGGAGAUUGUUGAGAACUGAGAAAGUACAGAACCUAAUCAAGACUGUUAGAGACACAAGAGAUUUUGCGCUGAAUUUUCAGUCUGAGACACCUAUCAAACAAGGCAAGUUUUCGAUGCAGGACAGGGACCUUUUGGAAAGGAUCAUUGCACAGCUUCAGGCAGCCCUAUUGGACAUUCAUGAAGUUUUCUUUGAGAUUUCGCCCUUGGAGAGGAUGGCUAUGAUAUCAGCUUCUCGUCAGCUUGAACUGGAAAGACGCUUCAAAGAACUGGAGCAGAGUGUGGACAGAUCUCACCCACGAGUCAGCAUGGCCACACUCAAGGCCAUAGAAAGGAAGAAAAGAGCACGAGCUGCUGAGGCCUCUGUGUUUGGCACAAGUCGUCCCCAGUCUGCUCCUCCCCCAGAAACUAGCAGCCCUAAACAGGCCAGGAGCAUGGAUCUCAGUGGGCCUUUAAGACGACACUACCAAUUUCUCUUAUCCAGGGCAUUACGACCUAUCCAAGGUCACAUCUCCCCCAUCCACCCCUCACAGGAGGAACCAAGAGUUAGAUCAAACAAAGACCGACCAAGGACUGCUCCUGACAGAGUAACUGUUGUCAACACACACAGGGCAGCUAAAGGGAGGAAACCCAGUUUGACUGGAGCCCAAGCUCCUGAACAUCGCCGUCCAUCCAAAUCUCUGCUUGUCAAAGCCAAACCUGUUAGUGCUACAUCAGCAGCAAACGUGGCAGCUACGAAGCCCUCAGGGAAAUCCAAGUCAGGGAAAGCCUGGAGAUGAAACUAGUGCUACAUCCAAAUGGGAACUGUGAUUAUUUGAAACAUCUAUACAAUUAGUGUUAUCAUAUUACAAUGUACAUAUACUAAUUUACAAGGGAAUUAAAGUGCACUUGACUCUGCUUAAAGCAUACAGUACUAUCUUUGUACAAUAUCAACCUAUAGUUCCAGGUGAUAUGGUACAUACAAGUUGUGUCAGAGUGUAUAUAUGUUUAUUGUUUUUUCAACACAUGUUUAAGAUGCAAAGAAUAGUGUUGACACAGUCAGGUCUCAGUGUCGGUAUAUACACUUUUCACUGUAUCGUACAUAUGGCAUAAUGUUUCGGAAUAUCCAGUGAGGCCAUAUACAUUAUUUACCGAUAAUUUAUAAUCAUCUGUAUUAUUGCUACUUAAAUUAAAUUAAUAUACUUAUAAAUGUAUGCAUAUACAUGUACUAUGUAAUUCUUGACUUGCCAUUUCUCAUUGCCCACUGUGUUAUCUGUCACUAGCUGAGGAGGCUGUUUUAGACCACUGUAUAUUUGUUAUGUUUGUUUGUUAUCAUGAUGUCUCUGAAAACUAAGUUAUGACUAAGUUCUAUGAAAGUGUACAGGUAAAGGUGGUGGGUAAAGAAACUAUUCCUUAAAUUUAACUAAGGUCUGUUUUGAUCCAGACCGGAUGAAAUCUGAGAGAAUGUUAACAUAAUUUCUUGAAGAAUAAAGUAACAUUUGAGUAACAAAGUUAAAGAAGGAUUCUCCUGAAAGGUUAUUCGUUCAGCAUUAAUUUUUUUUCUAUUACGUUAACAUGUAUGUCUAUUUUUUUAUCGAAAAUAAUACAGUAUUGCAUACACAACCUUUAUUCAAGGAGGCUAUUGUGAUUGGAAGACCUACAGACCUAAGCUUUACCAACUCCACACCUGACAUUCAGAUUGUAAGGCUCCCUGGUUCAGUGCAUCUAACUUGACCUAGUUCUGUAGUUUGUGUGGGAGUAAAAUCCUGCCUGACAAGGUGUUGUGACUUUAAUUAGUGUUUGAACAACUUUACAUUGCAUGAUAAAAGGGAAUGUUAUGAUAAAACUUGUGUUCCUUAAAAUAUUAUUAAUAUCUUCACAUUAGUGAUAAUGAUGAAACUGCAAGGAAGGCUGCACAGUCUGGCAUAAACAUGUUUAAUCAGGAAAGAUGAGCUUCUAAUUAAAAUGAUAUAGAAUCAUUUGAAAUUCUAUGGGAUGGGGAUUCCUCAUAGCCACCCUAAUCAUGUUACCAUCCAUAUACAUUACAGAGGUUCAGAUGAAGCCUUAGAAGUGAGAGGCUUAGAAAAAUUUGUAUUUCUUGUGUUUAAAAUUGAUUGGAUGAUCAUGGAUAUCAUUAUGCCCGUCUAUCAUAAACAAAAGUCCAAUCAGUUUUACCUCAGUCCUAUUUGUUUCUGUAUUUAUAUCCUCUGCAAAUUUGUCUGUAAUGUUUGUACCCUCUCUCUUUGGCUGAUGUCAUUACGUUACGAAUGUAAUCCUAAACUAGCAGCAUUGUGAGGAUUUUUGCUUGUGCAUUCUGACAUGUUUUGCCUGUAAUUUUCCCUAUUUCUUAAGAUGUAUUGAUGAUGACAAUAUUGUAUUCUGUCAAUACAUAUUGCAGGCUCUUUUAUGUUGCUGAUUUGUAAUUACUCUUAUCUAAUCUCAGAGUUUUCUUCAUGAAGGCUUGAGUUAUUUCCUGUUAAGUGCCUAGGACAAACCUAACUGGUAAUCUCAGACCUCAAGCACCACUGAAAAAAAAACCAAUGUUAUUUCUUUAACAAACUCUAAGUCAUUUGUGUAACAUUGACCUGGUUGUAUUAUAGUGAUAUCAUGUGAUAUGGUUUAACAAAGCUUUUUUUUUUAUUCACAGCACACAUACUUUCAAAUCUAUUUGCUAAUGUUUUGGGUGUUUGCGUAUUAGUAUAUUACAAAGGGCCAUUAUGCUAACAUUAUUUUCUUUUUUAAAACAAAAUUAAGUAAUUAUCCAAACUGAGUCCAAAUUUGGGAUUAGGCCGCAUACUGAUUUGUAAAACUCACCCUAAUGCUAAUACAUCUUUUAGACCUCUUACCUGAAAAUAUGAACUUAACAAAUGAUAAGCAAUACUGUUGUAAAUAGGUCUGCCAGAUGCCUCACAAACUGGUUAAAUAUGUUCAUUCAUUCUGUGAUACCAUGAUGGUACAAUUGCUUUGACAGAGAAUGCAGUGGCUAGCCUCAUUCUCACAAGAAGAGAUCUUUGGACAUGUAGGUUUUGGGAUCCAUCCAUGCUACGCUGACUGACAACAUGGUUGGUUGUGUACAGUUGCUAGUGUUUACCACCAAGCAGCUGAUCUGCUCAGUUUGCCCAUGAUAAAUAUCACUUCAUCACAAGAUGUAUUGUAGUUGCACAGUUAAGAAAUGAACAGAUGGUAAGAUAAGGUAAAGGGUUAAGAUGUCGUAGUAGAGGUAAUUACGGCUGCUUGCAUGUGUACAUCUUCACAACCCAUUGAUGAAUGACACUGUGCAGCGAUUGCAAGAUAAGGCCUUUUAUUGUUAAGAUGUGACUCCUUUUUUUUCAUCACAGGGCUACAACAAAAUUAAUGUAUCAUUAAUAUUAAAAAAGAUAAGUGUAUCAUCCUUAAAGGAAAAGAUCUCUAAAAAUCAAGGUAGGCAUCACUAAAUACACCACUUAAAUCUAUACAUAAAUAUACUACCGUUCAUUUUUUUUAGAAUUUUGUGCAAAGAGUUAAAGGCGUUGAAACAUUUGAAUUCUAAGGUGGGCUUUAUGGACCAUACUGUCCAAGGUUAGGAACUCUGGCAUCACAGGAUGUUUUUGUUUUUUUUAAACUCUUAUCGUGACACUGUAUGUUGGAAUAACUCUUUUUACCCAUGAGUAAUAGGUUACUGAAAUAAUGUUGCCAAAAAUUCCUUCGUUUUGGUGAAUAUCAGGGGAAAAAAAGUGAUGUGAUGGCAAAGUUCCUAGCUACCAGCAGUAUGGCUCUAAAAGCCCACCAGUGCAUUCAAAUAUUUGAAUGCUUUCAACAUUCUUCAAAAAAAUCUGAAAAAAUAAAUGAAAGUGUUUUUAUGCAUAGUUUUCAGUUGUCUGAAUGAUGAACCUUACUUCAUAUUUUAGCUUUUUUUGACUUUAACAGUGCAGAUAUGUGGAGAUAUUAUUCCUGACUUAAGGAUUAUGGCCAGUUUGAAAAGUAAGAAUUACAAAAAGUGUAACUGGUGUUUGAUAAAGUUGCAUGGCAACAAUUCUGUAAUUUCAAGUCUUUUCUUUGUAAUGAAGUAACUACUGCUGAUCAUAUCUUUACAACUCUUUACCUCUUUAUCUUUACAGUCUUACAUUGUUGAAUAAAAGAUGUACAUUGUAUGACAUGUAAUGCUAACAUGAACUGACAAGAACAGGAGCAUUACUGGUUUAUCAUUCCAUACACGUAUGCCAGAUAAUAAGCUCAAGCCACAUAGGAAACACGUGCAAAACUCAAAUUGUACACAUAUGCCAGAUACUAAACACGAGCCACAUAGGAAACACGUGCAAAACUCAAAUUGUACACGAUGCCAGAUACUAAACACAAGCCACAUAGGAAACACUUGCAUUUAAUGUGCCCCUCCACAUGUAGCUCUCUUUUGCUUUGUAAUUGAAAUUUUUUUUUUUUAUUCGUUGAUUCCCUCCAGGAAAGCUUGAUACUGCUCGUGUAUGAAAAGUGCCUGUGAUAAGUUUGUAUUGUUCUAAACAUAAUGAUGUGGAGAUAUUUGUUGUAAAUUGCUUUAAUAAAUGUAUAUUUCAGUAUUUGAGGACAA
This is a messenger RNA of Liolophura sinensis, 9095 nucleotides long. RefSeq lists its product as uncharacterized. NCBI's taxonomy places the organism in Eukaryota, Metazoa, Mollusca, Polyplacophora, Chitonida, Chitonidae. The coding region runs from base 1501 to 5334 and encodes 1277 amino acids. Gene Ontology annotation, biological process: centriole replication; regulation of cytokinesis; negative regulation of centriole elongation. The transcript is spliced from 11 exons. Gene Ontology annotation, cellular component: centriole. The record is from RefSeq and is a predicted model, not a curated record.